GAUGUUUUAUGUGAAGACAUAAAACCGAACCUGAAUAUAAUGAGAAGUGUGUGCUCGAGCAGUAAAAGUUGGAAGCUGGACACUCAGUGAGCUAUAACUGUUCAAUGCCAGUGUUUUUCUAAAAGGUAGUCUAGUCGGUCAGAGGUUUAACUGGCUCAGUGAUCACCAAGUAGUAUCCCAGCAGCCAAGAAAGGCUUUCCAUUAGAUAAUGAAUUAUGAAAUAUGUCUCACACUGGAAAAACCAGUCAUCUGCUGAUGUCAUGCUGAUUCUAACCAAUCCCAAACAAAGCCCCAGCCCUCCUCUGUUUGAGUGGUACCAAUGUGUGAGUGUGCAAAGUAGUAGUACAGUAUAAAACUUCAGAGUGCCAAUACCAUGAAGAGGAACUCUUCAGACAGCUCUUACCACAUGAUACAAGAGUCUGCUGGUGAAAGAGAGAGGACCGGAAAGAGAAUUUGCUGAAGAGGAGAAGGAAAAAAAAAAAAAAAAAAAAACCAAGAAAGGAAAAAAAAAAAAAAAACCAAAAAAACCUGUGCGUGAGGGGGGAGGAAAAGCAGGGCCUUUAAAAAAAAGGCAAUCACAACAACUUUUGCUGCCAGGAUGCCCUUGCUUUGGCUGAGAGGAUUUCUGUUGGCGAGUUGCUGGAUUAUAGUGAGGAGUUCCCCCACCCCAGGAUCCGAGGGGCCCGGCGCAGCCCCCGACUGCCCGUCCUGUGCGCUGGCCACCCUCCCAAAGGAUGUACCCAACUCUCAGCCGGAGAUGGUGGAGGCCGUCAAGAAGCACAUUUUAAACAUGCUGCACUUGAAGAAGAGACCCGAAGUCACCCAGCCGGUGCCCAAGGCGGCGCUUCUGAACGCUAUCCGAAAGCUUCAUGUGGGCAAAGUGGGGGAGAACGGGUACGUAGAGAUAGAGGAUGAUAUCGGCAGGAGGGCAGAAAUGAAUGAACUCAUGGAGCAGACCUCGGAGAUCAUCACGUUCGCAGAAGCAGGCACCACCAGGAAAACGCUGCACUUUGAGAUUUCCAAAGAAGGCAGUGACCUGUCGGUGGUGGAGCGGGCCGAAGUCUGGCUCUUCCUCAAAGUCCCCAAGGCCAACAGGACCAGGACCAAAGUCACCAUCCAGCUCUUGCAGAAGCACCCCCAGGGCAACGUGGACGCAGGGGAGGAGGCCGAGGAGAGGGGCUUCACGAAGGAGAGGAACGAAGUGUUGAUAUCGGAAAAGGUGGUGGACGCGAGCAAGAGCACCUGGCACAUCUUCCCGGUGUCCAGCAGCAUCCAGCGGUUGCUGGACCAGGGCAAGAGCUCCCUGGACGUUCGGAUUGCCUGUGAGCAGUGCCACGAGACGGGCGCCAGCCUGGUGCUCCUGGGCAAGAAGAAGAAGAAGGAGGAGGAGGGGGAAGGGAAGAAGAAGGACGGAGGAGACGGAGGGGCAGGGGGAGAGGAGGACAAGGAGCAGUCCCACAGACCUUUCCUCAUGCUGCAGGCCCGCCAGUCUGAAGACCACCCCCAUCGGCGGCGGCGGCGGGGCUUGGAGUGCGACGGCAAGGUCAACAUCUGCUGUAAGAAACAGUUCUUUGUCAGUUUCAAGGACAUUGGCUGGAAUGACUGGAUCAUCGCUCCCUCCGGCUAUCACGCCAACUACUGCGAGGGUGAGUGCCCAAGCCACAUAGCAGGCACGUCGGGGUCCUCGCUCUCCUUUCACUCGACGGUCAUCAACCACUACCGCAUGCGGGGGCACAGCCCCUUCGCCAACCUCAAGUCGUGCUGUGUGCCCACCAAGCUGAGACCCAUGUCCAUGCUGUACUAUGAUGAUGGGCAGAACAUCAUCAAGAAGGACAUUCAGAACAUGAUAGUGGAGGAGUGUGGGUGCUCAUAGAGCGCCCUGCCCAGGGGGGACGGGAGCCAGAGUUGUCCAGAGAAGACAGUGGCAAAAUGAAGAAAUGUUUAAGGUUUCUGAGUUAAACAAGCAGAAAAAAAAAAAAAAAAUAGAAAUUAAAAAAAAAUAAACUAAAAACAAAACCUGAAACAGAUGAAGGAAGAUGUGGAAAGAUUCCUUAGCCAGGGCUCAGAGAUGAAGCAGUGAACAAGACGGGAAUUGGGAGGGAGAGGGAGAACAGCACCCCCUUCAUUUCUUCUGAUAUCAAGGUGAUGACAUCAGUCGCUUACACGGGAGUAUUGUCCCCUCCUUUUCAGUCCCCUUUUCAGUGUGAGCCUCGAAGUCGACUUGUCUAGUCUGCAAUAACGUGGGCUGGCACAACCCAAAUAGCAUCUAGAAAGCCAUGAGUUUGAAAGAGCCAAUUACAGGCGCUUUCCCACCCAGUUACCCAGGUCGUAAGGUAUGUCUGUGUGACCCUCUCUCUGUGUAUAUCAGCCCGUGCGCACACGCACACACACACAGACACACACACACACACACGGAGGCAUUUCCACACGGCACAUGCACACACAUACUGGUAAGGGAACAAUGGUGUGCAGGUGGUCACACUUCUUUUUCUGUACCAGUUUUGCAACAAAGCAGAACAGAACAAAAAACCAACCUAAAAACAAAACAAAACAAAAAUCUGAGAACAAGAAUGGGAAGAGAGCAAAAUCAAGGAACAAAGAAUACCAAGUUACAUUUCGUUAAGGUGCUUAUGACUUAGUACUAUGCAACCUAAUAGGUUUGAAACUGUUUACCUGAGAGAGAACAAAAUGAGAGACUUUUUUGUAUUGGAAGUAACCUGAUUAAUUUUUAUUUUCUUCAAGGAGAGAUACUUGAAAGGAAUAUGUUUGUCCAUCUGUUGGAUCCAAACAUUUCUAUAUUUUGUAAAUGUUGUUUUUUUUUUUAUCGUUUACUAUUUGCACUACAAUGGUGUUUGACCUGUCUAAUCCUUAUUUAACAAGUAUUUUCUUUGGGUGGGGGUGGGGGGGGUUUAAGAGCUGCACUUAAUGUGAGCUAUAAGAGAACUGCUAAGCACACAAAAUAGCUAUUUUUAUUAUUAUAAUUAUAAUUAUUAUUAUUAUUUUGUACCUUAAAAAAUAGACACAUACACCAAAGACAUUUGUGUGAGCCUUUAAAACAGUCUGUCUGUGGUUGGUAUCAUUCACCAUCAGUGAGUCAGGGGUUGGGAUUCAAGGCGGAGGAGGGCGGAUUGUGUUCAGGCGGAAAGGACCUGAGAAGUUCGGUUUUUGACUCCUUUGACAUCCACGAAGCGGGACAUUUCAUACUGGAAGUACAGUAGCUGUGCACUGUUAGUUAUCCCAGAACACUACAUGCUUGUCUGUGUAUAUGUACGUGGCCUGUGCAUACGCAUACCUGUGUGAAUAUAUACACGGAUCGCAUCAUGCCCAUGCACAUUUUAAGCACGUCAGGCUGUCAUUUUGUAAUGUUCUUAAAGCAAUGAAUGUUUGUGUGCAAAACACAGUAUUUUUAAGAAGGAUAGGCUAUAGUUUUUGCUUUUCCUCCGAACUAGGUGGGCACAUUUCAAAAAAUGUGGAUGGGAAGAAGCCUGGAAACUCCAGUGACUAUUCAGCAAGACCCUCUUUCAUUGUGCAGGGACCCAGCUCCCUCCUCUUUCUCGCCACCCCCCCCCCCACCUCUAUCCCACCAGGUAUUCCCUGCAGGGAAAACAGGAAACUCAUGUUCUUCAAGGUUCUAGGCUGAUUUUUUUGUGUGUUUUGUGACUUAUAUUUAUUAUCUAUUGGAAUCAAUCUUAAAUCGGAAAGCUUUUUCGGAAAGAAACAAAAAAUUCAUCUUUAGUCCAAAAUAAGAGUUGGGUACUUUUUUUUUGAUGAUUAAGGCCUAAUUCUGAGAACUAUGACUUGCUGGGCUAAAUAAUGUUGUUGUCACUAAUUAAAAGAUAAAUAACUUGGGGGGAAGGUCUUAAGAGAUUGAGAAGAAGAAAGAGAACUGCAGGGAGGCAUCAGUGACAAAAAUCCCUAAUAUUUUAAUUUACAGCCAAAACUCUUGAUAUAUAAGUUUGUAUGUAUUGACUCAGAUGCAAAAAAGAAAAAAAAAAAAACACUUUGUUUUAUAAAUAUCAAAGUACAUGCUUAAAGCUAAAUUUCUACUAAUUUAUUCCACAAUAUUUAGCUUGCCUAGAAUAGCUAAUAAGUUAUUCAUUUAUAUGCUUUUAAAAAUACAGAGCCUUAUUUUUACUGACUUGUUUGAGGUUUGCAAAAAUUGAAAAAAAUACUAAUAAUUUGGAAAAAUUGCAUUCAUUAGUAUUUUGUAAAAUACUGAAGCUUUCAGCCCUAUGUCAAUUCAUAGAUUUUUUUAAAAAAAUUAGUUGUAAAAAAUAAAAUAGUGAGAAACCAAACAUUACUAAAGGUGGCUUAGCUCUUCUUGAAAUAUAUAUCCUAAAUUGGUGUACUAUAACACUAGGCUGUAUGUAGGCAAAUUAUUUUAAUGUUGUUACUGGGUAGAUAUACUUACUACAUCUUGAGGUCCACCCUUUCUUAUGCAGAAAUACAACAUGUACUCCAUGAGAGUGGACUCUACGUGUAAGAGGGAGAGCGUGCAAAGUUAGUACUUGCUUCCUCACUCUUAACCAUUGACCAGGAAAUCAUUCAGGUGGGGAAGGUGGGCAUGGUGAGGGAAGUUUCAAGGAGAGGGGGAUGGCGAUGUUCAACUUUAGAAAUUUCCAUGAAAAACUUAAAGGGCCUUUUGGACUGCUGCUUAUUUGGUAGUGGCGCUAAUAAUGGAACCCAUGGAAAUAGUGUGGGGACCCAAGUCCUAGUUCGCAGUGCACUAGCAGAGAUGGCCAGGGCAGUGGGAAAAGCAGGAUGCUCGAAAGACAGCUGAUACCUGUUUGUGGCUCCCAUUCAUCUCAAGUGUGUGUGCCAUCUUGUUUAAAAGAGUGCUCGACACAGUGGGGAUAAGAAGGAGUUUGAUUGGUGGCCAUAGUGAUUGGAAGUGGAGCAAAAUGAAAUUCCAUAUGAUAAUAUUUUAAUGGGAUGUGUUAAUUGAAAUUAAAUGAUUAGGUUGUCAAACAUCCCCAAACUUUGACAUUAUUUCAUUAAAUUUAUGUGGCCUUGAACUAGAAUUAUAAAUUGCUGCUAUCUUUAAUAAUCUUGGAAGAUAUGCUGGUUUGUAAACAACCACACUUUUCAUGUAGCAGCACGAGGCCAAAAGAAAAAGCUUUUAAAUUCUACCAUAUUGGGUUCCUCACAGUAGGUUUUCCUUAAAACAGGGUGGCUCUAUCUGAUCUUAGCAUCUCUCUACUCUUUCUCUAGGGCUGAUCUCUAGGCUCUUAAAAACCUACUCAUACCAAUCUUAAAAGCUCUGAAAAGUAUUUGACCCCAAGUAUUUUUUAAGAAUGAUAAAUAUUUGGUAGUUUGGAUUCUUUCUUUUUUUUUUCUUUCUUUCUUUUUUUUCUCUUUCUUUCUUUCUUUCUUUCUUUCUUUCUUUCUUUCUUUCUUUCUUUCUUUCUUUCUUUCUUCCUUCCUUCCUUUCUUUUUUCUUUCUCUUUCUUUCUUCCUUUCCUUCCUUCUUUCUUUUUAUUUUUUUUUCAAAAAAAGCAUGGCAAAUUCCAGCACACUGAGUUGGGAUUUUCUUGUCCCUAAAGACCAAACAAUUUCAUAGAUAUUUAAGAUUGAUUCCACACUUUGUUUUCAAGGAGAAUGCCUGCAUUCUCCUCUAAGGAAGAGCAAGUGAAUUUUGUUUUUCACCCCCCAUGGGAUUGGACCUCAAGAAGUAACUUUAAAAAACAGAGAACACAAAUGCCUCAGUUGUAUUAAGUUUAGAUUCAAAUUAUUAUGUUCACUUGAAAAAAAUGAUUUCCUGGGGGCCUUUUGGCAACUUCCCUUUCAAUGUAGAGAAGAACUUAGUCACCCUGAAACCCUACACAAUAAAUUGGAACUUGUAGAUGUGGGCAGAAGGUUUGGGGGUGGACAUUGUGUGUGUUUAAAUUAAACCCUUUAUCACUGAGAAGCUGUUGUAUGGGUCAGAGAAAAUGAAUGCUUAGAAGCUGUUCACAUCUUCAAGAGCAGAAGCAAACCACAUGUCUCAGCUACAUUAUUUAUUUUUUAUGCAUAAAGUGAAUCAUUUCUUCUGUAUUAAUUUCCAAUGGGUUUUACCCUCUAUUUAAAUGCUUUGAAAAACAGUGCAUUGACAAUGGGUUGAUAUUUUUCUUUAAAAGAAAAAUAUAAUUAUGAAAGCCAAGAUAAUCUGAAGUCUGUUUUGUUUUAAAACUUUUUAUGUUCUGUGGUUGAUGUUGUUUGUUUGUUUGUUUUUAUUUUUUUAUUUUUAUUAUUAUUAUUUUUUUUUGGCAUACUACAUGCAGUUCUUUAACCGACGUCUGUUUGGCUAAUGUAAUUAAAGUUGUUAAUUUAUAUGAGUGCAUUUCAACUAUGUCAAUGGUUUCUUAAUAUUUAUUGUGUAGAAGUACUGGUAAUUUUUUUAUUUACAAUAUGUUUAAAGAGAUAACAGUUUGAUAUGUUUUCAUGUGUUUAUAGCAGAAGUUAUUUAUUUCUAUGGCAUUCCAGCGGAUAUUUUGGUGUUUGCGAGGCAUGCAGUCAAUAUUUUGUACAGUUAGCGGACAGUAUUCAGCAACGCCUGAUAGCUUCUUUGGCCUUAUGUUAAAUAAAAAACCUGUUUGGGAUUUAU
This is a messenger RNA of Mirounga angustirostris (Northern elephant seal), 6583 nucleotides long. RefSeq names its product inhibin subunit beta A (gene INHBA). The transcript is spliced from 3 exons. NCBI's taxonomy places the organism in Eukaryota, Metazoa, Chordata, Mammalia, Carnivora, Phocidae. Gene Ontology annotation, molecular function: growth factor activity; hormone activity; cytokine activity. Gene Ontology annotation, cellular component: extracellular region. The coding region runs from base 599 to 1873 and encodes 424 amino acids. The record is from RefSeq and is a predicted model, not a curated record.